AUGUCGAGGCUAGCCACGGCAACGGCUAGGGUCGUCAAAGGUGUCGCUCGUUUCAAGCCCACUCGCGCCCCUAUCACGUUGACGCCUGAAGCUAUUGUCCGAGUCAAGGAGUUGCUUCAAAGAGAGCCUACGGCGAACGCUUUAAAGAUCGGUGUCAGGCAGCGUGGGUGCAACGGCUUGACGUAUACGCUCGACUACGCUAAAGACAAGGCCAAAUUUGAUGAGGAGGUUCAACAGGACGGCGUCAAGAUCUGGAUCGACACGAAGGCACAGCUCUCUCUACUGGGCACUGAAAUGGACUUCGUCACGGACAAGCUGAGCUCGGAGUUCGUCUUCAGAAACCCAAAUAUCAAAGGAACCUGUGGCUGUGGCGAGUCUUUCAGCUUG
This is a messenger RNA of Mesorhabditis spiculigera, 387 nucleotides long. Lineage: Eukaryota; Metazoa; Nematoda; Chromadorea; Rhabditida; Rhabditidae. The record is from the annotation of a GenBank genome assembly.